AUCCUCUUUCAAACCUUUCACUUCUUUUCUCCCUAUUAGACCCUUUCCAGUUUCGGUCUCUUUUAUUCCAUCGUCUUGUUACUCAUAUAAUCCCCCUCACCUCUUACUCCUCUGUGUAUCUCUCUCUCUCUCUCUCUCUCUCUCUCUCUCUCUGAGACUGAUCUGUUUAGAGAAGAAAUGAGUUCUACAAAAAGCAACGGAAGCAGCUUCGAACCGGGAGGCAACGGUUACAGCUCGAGCAAUGGCUACGCCCUGAGCGGGAAGAUAAUGUUGAGUGCAAUCGUUAUACUCUUCACGGUGAUAAUCGUCUUCGUCUGUCUCCACAUCUACGCACGUUGGUACCUUCUCCGGGCCCGUAGGCGCCACCGCGUACGGCGCGCCCGACGCCGCACUACCCACAUCGUAUUUUCCUUUGAUGCUUACGCCGCCCCUGCCAACAACGCCGUCGUCCCGUCCCGUGGCCUUGAUGAAUCUGUCCUCAAAUCCCUCCCAACUUUCGUCUAUUCCUCCGCCACUCACGGUGAUGGAGUGCUAGAAUGCGCCGUGUGCUUAUCGGAAUUCGAAGAAGACGAAAAGGGUCGUCUUCUCCCUAAAUGUAACCACAAUUUUCACAUUGACUGCAUCGAUAUGUGGUUCCAAUCCCACUCUACAUGCCCACUCUGCAGAACCCCUGUCAGUUCUGACAUUCCGGUGCAGGCUUCCCACAAUGAAAAUCCGGUUGAGGUUGCUGUUACGGUGGAUGAGUCGGAAUCGGGUCCGAGUUAUGGUCUUUGUCAGUCAUGCUGCCAUGACACAGAUGAAAUAGGUAGCUCCUCCUCUACUCCAUCCUCUUCGUCCUCUCAGCCUUCGUCGUCGUCUUCUUGUCCGGAAGCUUCUUCGUCGUUAAAAGCUCGGAGGAAGACAUUAGAUUCGGUUACUAUCUCGAUUGAGGUGCCAAGAAGGAACGAGAGUUUUAGAGGGUUGGUGGAGGAGGAAGAGCGCUGCUUGGGUUCGGCUGGAGGUCAGGGGUUGAAAUCUCCCGGAGGGCAGCAGAGUUCAAAGUCACCUGGAAGCCGAAUUCUGUCCUUGAAGAGGAUAUUGAGCAGAGAAAGGAAAGGCAGUCUCUCUCCUUCUUCGGCGAGUUACAGCGCUGCUGCAGAGAUCGAUCUUGAGAAUGGAGAAGACCAACGCGAUCAAGCUCAACCCAAGAGGUAACGAUAACUAUUUCAUGACCAGAAACGAACAACUGGAGGAACCAACGCUCCGCCGCCGACUGAUCGGAAAUAGUCUGUGAGUGACAGCGACUGGUACGGGACAGGUGGCGGCGAAGGAUGAGUUUUCAUCGAUACACAUUAAUGAUAUGGUAUUUCCUAGUUCCUUCGCGACUGUCGCCAUUGAUGAUUGACGAAAUACUGUAAAUUUAAAAUUUAUUUUCAGAUUAAUAGCAUUACAACUUUUAUUUUCUUGUUCA
This is a messenger RNA of Macadamia integrifolia, 1450 nucleotides long. RefSeq names its product RING-H2 finger protein ATL2-like. The coding region runs from base 178 to 1194 and encodes 338 amino acids. Gene Ontology annotation, biological process: protein ubiquitination. The record is from RefSeq and is a predicted model, not a curated record. Gene Ontology annotation, molecular function: transferase activity. The transcript has a single exon. NCBI's taxonomy places the organism in Eukaryota, Viridiplantae, Streptophyta, Magnoliopsida, Proteales, Proteaceae.